AUGGAAAGGGUCACAAAGAUCAUUUUCUGCACGGCCAAAGAAGUGAGAGAGGAGCGACAGCAGCAAGCUAAAAGAGAACCCGAGAUCAUGCAGCUAAUUCGAAGGGGGGAAGCCGAACAAUCUAACGAGAUAGCUGCCAUUCAACACUCCAAUAUUGACUUGGAAAUGGUUCUGAGCAAGGAUCAAUCAUUGACCGUCAGGGUUCAAGGACGUAUAACUACAUUAUGCCCGCUUUGGGUUGGAUGUAUCGCGACCAUCCUUAACUCCUCGUUGUCAUUGCUAAUCUCCAGUCCUGUGCACUCGAGAGGAUCUCCCCUCUCCCAUUCUGACUGCGAUGCUGAGAAUGACGAGCGUAUUGACAAUGGAGAUCAUGUCACAUUUCCCCUGCAGCGUGCAUUCUGGAGUAAAACGACAUAUGGGCUGGACCAAAUGAGGUUGCAACUUGGGCACUCUGUGACAUUAUCAUCAGCAAAUGCGUCAGUUCUCGCCCGAAAGCAGUACACUGCGUCAUCGACGGCGUGGCCUGCUUUGAGAAGAUCUCCUUGUGAAUUCGUCAUGGAAGUGACUGUUGACUGGCUCCAGUAUGUUGUAGGACAUGAAACCUCAGAGGCCACCUGGCAAAGCAGCAGGCAGUUUUGGCAGAGAGUAGACGCUGAGCUGCCCAACACAUCAUUUUCAGCUCUCAUCGCCUCAGUUGAUCUCAAGUCGGUGUAGAGGUCGUAUUUCGCGUCAAGGCCGACAAAUCAUCCGUUUUGAAAGCACCCCCGGAUGAUGAAACAGGAUGACGAGGAUGAAGCCUAUGACGAAG
Molecule: messenger RNA, 808 nt
Organism: Aspergillus sclerotioniger CBS 115572
Lineage: Eukaryota; Fungi; Ascomycota; Eurotiomycetes; Eurotiales; Aspergillaceae
Exons: 2
Coding region: 1-714 (237 amino acids)
Source: RefSeq, a predicted model, not a curated record